Molecule: messenger RNA, 1193 nt
Organism: Pelagomonas calceolata
Lineage: Eukaryota; Pelagophyceae; Pelagomonadales; Pelagomonadaceae
Source: the annotation of a GenBank genome assembly
CAGAUUGUGGCUUGGCAAUUAAGGGCUGCCCGGACGUCGCGAUGGGGUGAAAAUGGCAAGGGCAUGCGUGUUGCAUCUUUCAUUGACGGUCGCAUUGGUUCCGCCGGUUGCCAGGCUGUCCAGACAUGUUGUAUGUCCAGGGGCAGCAUAUGAUUACUACAUCCAGUGCUUGGGCUGCACGGCGGAGGAAGCUUGCAAGGCCGAACGAAGGUUGUUACCGAGUAUCGCAGAAAGCCUGACACGGACGCAAAUUGAUUGCUUGUGCGGUUGGCUACAGUCCUCGCUCGACCUGAGCGACGCGGAGCUGAAGAAGGUGGUGACAGUAAAUCCAACACUGCUGGGCUACAGCGUCGAAGCGAUGGCGUCGACGUUCGACUGGCUACAGGAUCGUCUUGGCUUGGACGCGACGCAGCUAAAGACGAUGGUUGUGCGGCACUCAAGACAGAUGGCGCGGAGCGUCGAGAGCAUGGAGUCGAACUGUGACUGGAUGCAGCGACGGCUCGACCUGGACGCGAAGCAGCUGAAGAAGUUGGUCAUGGGUCGCCCGUCAGUGCUGGGCUACAGCAUCGAUGCCAUGGUGUUAAGGCUCGAGUGGCUGCAAAGGCGCCUCGACCUUGAUGAUGCGCAACUAAAGAAGGUUUUUCUGCUGAAACCUGCACUGCUGACCUACAGCGUCGAGGACAACCUGGCGCCGACGCUCGACUGGCUACAGAUGCGCCUCGAUCUGGACGACGCGGGGCUGAGGAUGAUGGUACUACGGCUACCAGCAGUGCUGAGCUACAACAUCGAGGACAACUUGGCGCCAACGCUCGACUGGUUGCAAUCGCGCCUCAACCUGAAUAGAAUGGAGCUGAAGAAAAUGAUAGUAACUUUCCCAUCAUUAUUUGGCUACAGCGUCGAAGACAACGUGGAGCCAAAGUUGGACUUCUUUGAGCGAGACCUUGGUUUGUCCGUUUCGGACGUGCGCGCGAAGAUAAUAUCCGCCCCAUCUCGUUUGGGGCAAAGCCUAAAAAAACGGUACCGGCCACGUCUCGAAGUAUGCCGCGCUGCCGGGGCUGAUCCUGCGAUUGUCCUCAAUAGCGCCGCGUACACCGACGAAGAAUUCUGCAAGCGCGUCGGCGUCCCCCUCGAGGCCCUCCGCGCGGCCCAGGAGACCGUGUAAUGUGAUGUACUAGUCACGGCAUGAAUUCAAG